AUGUCUGGCGGUUUACAUGGUUUUGGGUAUGACAAAUCAACAGAUGAUUAUUUUGUAGUUCUUCUAAAACUGGUUAGAACUGACAAAGCUGAAAUUCAGUGUUUUUCUUUGAAAUCGGAAUCGUGGCAUGAUGAUAAGCCUGUUAAUGGUCGAUAUAUGGAUCAUGGUGAUGAUUUCCGCACCGGGGUGUUCUUGAAUGACUCUAUUCAUUGGCUGGUUUCUUAUACGGAUACAAAGAUUCAUGUAGUUAUUGCCUAUGAUUUGGUACAAAAGAGUUUAUCCGAGAUUCCUCUUUCAACUAAUUUAGUGGCGAAGUUGACAGGGGAAGUGUAUUAUUUGAGGGUACUGGGAGAAUGCCUCAGUUUGUGUUCCUCGGGUGGAGGUGGUACGCGUGAUAGUGCUGAGAUAUGGGUCAUGAAAAAAUAUAAAGUACAGGCUUCUUGGACCAAGGCUUUUGUCAUAACUUCUUGUCACAUUCCUUGUAGACACUUUUAUCCAGUAUGUUUCGUUGAAGGUGGUGGAGUUGUUGGAACUGAUGGCAGUGGAACACUGAUGAAAUUUAGUUCCAAGGGAAAACUUCUUGAGCAUCGCAAAUAUGAUCGGGAGUACAAAAAAGUUACAAAAUAUUUUGAGAUGUAUAGAGAAAGUUUGCUGUUAUUCCCCGGUGAACAACAACCCAUCCUUUGUGCAACAUCACUCCCUAGUGGCUUUAAGGAAGCAACUAACGAAGAGAAAGCAACAUCACUCCCCGGGGACUUUAAGGAAGCAACUAAAGAGGAGGAAGAGAAAGCAACAACAUCACUCCCUGGUGACUUUAAGGAAGCAACUAAAGAGGAGAAAGAGAAAGCAAGAUCACUCCCGGGUGACUUUAAGGAAGCAAGAUCGCUCCCUGGGAAAGGUGAGGUUUGGUGGUGGAUUUACUUCACUGAUAAUUAG
Lotus japonicus is the source of this 936-nucleotide messenger RNA. RefSeq names its product F-box/kelch-repeat protein At3g06240-like. The transcript has 2 exons. The coding region runs from base 1 to 936 and encodes 311 amino acids. Lineage: Eukaryota; Viridiplantae; Streptophyta; Magnoliopsida; Fabales; Fabaceae. The record is from RefSeq and is a predicted model, not a curated record.